CAGAUGGAGCUGCAGGGGCGCACGGCUCGGCACGGCUCGGCACAGCUUGGCACGGCUCAAAACAGCUCGGCACGGCUCGAAACAGCUCAGCAUGGCUCACGAGAGCUCAGCAUGGCUCAGCACGGCUCGGCACGCCCCGCAGGGUGCUGUGCUGAGUCAGGGGGCGGGUAAGAGGCGGGCCAGCUCCUGCAGCACUGCGCUGGAGCCUUCCUCGCCCCCCGAAGAGGAGCGUCGAGCCAUGGGCUCCCGGCUGUCGCUGGACGACUCCGUGCGCGUCGUCAUCGUCGGCGGUGGCUUCGGGGGCACGGCGGCCGCCAGCCAGCUGAAGGCCUGGGCCGUGCCAUUCGUGCUGGUGGAUAUGCGGGAUGCUUUCCACCACAACGUGGCUGCCCUGCGGGCCUCCGUGGAGAGCGGAUUUGCCAGGAAGACCUUCAUCUCCUACGCGGCCACCUUCGGCGACAGCUUCCAACAGGGCCGGGUUGUGGGCAUCGACCCCGCGAGGCAGCAGGUCCUGCUCAGCGAUGGCGAGGAGCUUCACUACUCCCACCUCAUUCUUGCAACAGGCAGCGAUGGGCCGUUCCCUGGGAAGUUCAACAAAGUCAUCGACAUGGAAAGCGCCAUCCAGGCCUACGAAGACAUGGUUAAGGAGAUCGAGAAAGCUGAGCGCAUCCUGGUAGUGGGAGGGGGAGCUGCCGGCGUCGAGAUGGCUGCAGAGAUCAAAACAGAGCACCCGGCCAAAGAGGUCACCCUCAUUCACUCCAAAAUUGCCCUAGCUGAUACCGAGCUGCUCCACAGCGUCCGUCAGGAGGUGAAGGAGAUUCUCCUCCGGAAAGGAGUGCGCCUCCUGUUAGGUGAAAGGGUGAGCAAUGUGGAAAACCUCACAACCAACCAGUUCCAGAAGGACAUGGUAGUACGGACAGAAAAAGGCACCGAGGUGGCUGCCGACAUGGUGAUCCUGUGCACGGGGAUAAAGAUCAACUCUUCAGCAUAUGCCUCUGCAUUUGCAGGAGAGCAGCUGGCGAGCAACGGAGCCUUGCGCGUUAACGAGCACCUCCAGCUGGAAGGACACGAGAACAUCUACGCCAUCGGGGACUGCGCAGACCUGAGGGAGCCCAAGAUGGCCUACCACGCCGGGCUCCACGCCAACGUGGUGGUGACAAACAUCAUCAACAGCCUGACACACAAGCCGCUGAAAACCUACCAGCCAGGCUCCCUAACGUUCCUGCUUUCAAUGGGUAAGAACGAUGGCGUAGGGCAGGUGAACGGCUACUACGUGGGACGCCUCCUGGUGACCAUUGCUAAGAGCCGGGACCUGUUUGUCUCCAAGAGCUGGAAGACAAUGGGACAGACAAUGCCCUCUUAAAGGGGACUAGAAACAAACCCGCAAGGAAUUCCACAACCAGAAGCUUCUAGGAAGGUAUCUGCCUGUCACUCGGGUCCAGAGCUGGCAUCUGCUCUGCAGCAUGCAGGAAGAAUGGCGUGCAGCAGUGCCUGUGCAAAACCUACCUAGAGCCUUGAAAAGACUGUGGCGAUCCUGAAACUCAUCAGAAUACAACGCAGCUUUGUGCCAGCAUCUCCCCAGCAGCUUUAAUUAUGUCACAGCACUCUACUUCUACCAGAAGUACUUGUGUACUGAGGGUGAUACAACAAGUACUUAGGGAUGCUGCCUUCCUGUUUUUUUAAGGUGAGAAAUUUCCAGAGCAAAAGCAGGGUUUAUAACAAUAACCACACUUGACACAUCUUUUUCUUUUUUUCUUAUAAAACAAACAAAAUCAACAUGAAAUAUUCCCAGUAAUUACAGAGAUUAUUGUGAAUUAAAAGCAAAACAGAAGCUCCUCAUGCGUCACUUCCAAAAUCCUCCCCCCCACCCUCCCCCGGCGGGCUGGAGGCAGAAGUUUAACAUAUACCCUCAUGGGAGGGGAAAAGGGAGCAGAAUAUUUAAGAGCUUUCUCUAAAGUGUGUGUGUGAAAAAUUCAUCACUACAAAUCUAAACUGAAGUUACUCUUUAAAAACUUCUAAACUAAAGUAACAAGGGACACUAAAACUCCUGGAAAAGAGAUGGCAACUCAAUUGCUUAAGGUGAUAUAAAUGGCUAGAGGAUGCUGAGAGCAUGAAGAAAUCGGACUAAACCCCGCUCACCUCUAGUCACAGCUCUUCAUCAAGUCACAACACAUCACACUACUACCACUCCCCCUCCUCACCACAUUGAAAAAAUAAAACCCACCUCUAAUGCUUUUAAUGCUACUCAAGUUUGUUGAAAAAUAAAGUUUCAUUUGGCUGCCGUUGCUA
Anas platyrhynchos (mallard) is the source of this 2289-nucleotide messenger RNA. RefSeq names its product AIF family member 2 (gene AIFM2). NCBI's taxonomy places the organism in Eukaryota, Metazoa, Chordata, Aves, Anseriformes, Anatidae. The record is from RefSeq and is a predicted model, not a curated record. Gene Ontology annotation, biological process: apoptotic mitochondrial changes; positive regulation of apoptotic process. Gene Ontology annotation, molecular function: flavin adenine dinucleotide binding; electron-transferring-flavoprotein dehydrogenase activity. Gene Ontology annotation, cellular component: mitochondrion; cytoplasm.